Plasmodium cynomolgi strain B is the source of this 726-nucleotide messenger RNA. RefSeq lists its product as hypothetical. Gene Ontology annotation, cellular component: nucleolus. Gene Ontology annotation, molecular function: methyltransferase activity. The record is from RefSeq and is a predicted model, not a curated record. NCBI's taxonomy places the organism in Eukaryota, Apicomplexa, Aconoidasida, Haemosporida, Plasmodiidae. The transcript is spliced from 3 exons. The annotation marks the transcript as partial.
CCAUUAUGGAGAAAAGAAAAAACAAAAAUAUAAGAAGAAAAAAAAAAUCCAACAGGAUCCAGAAGAAAUAGUGAACUCGUCCCUGUUCAGAUACAUUAAUGAGUUCAUGUACACCAACAGAAGCGAAGUUGUGCAACAGAAGUUGAAGGAAACAAACAACAUUUUCAACAUUUACCAUUCGGGGUACAGAAAUCAGAAGAAUAAAUGGCCCCAAAGACCCGUUCAUGUAAUAAUAAGCCAUUUAAAAAAAAAUUUUACAAAAAAAAGUAAAAUAGCAGAUUUGGGAUGCGGAGAAGCAGAAAUAGCCCAGACGUUGAAGGGCUGGUGCGUGACUUCCUACGAUUUAAUUCAGCUCAAUGAGCACGUCACGGUUUGUAACAUAACGGAGUUGCCGCUCCCAAACAAUUCCCACGAUUGCUUCGUUUUGUGCCUCAGUCUCAUGAACACGGACUGGCCAAAAGUUAUAUUUGAGGCACUUCGGUGUCUUAAAAAAAGUGCAACCCUAAUAAUAGCUGACGUGGUGAGCAGGUUUACGAACUACAAGGCGUUCAUGAAGUUCAUGAGGAACGUCGGGUUUACCUUCACCAACAGAGUAAAUAUGGACGAUUUUUUUUAUGUGCUAUUUUUUGAGAAUAAUAAAAAGGACGACGCUUCCUACACGGCGAAUGAGAAGAGAAUUAGGAAGGUUUCCAAGUUGUUGGCUCCCUGCGUUUACAAGAGGAGGUA